CCAUUUUAGACACUGUUUUGUAGGAAGCAAGCAACUACCAUUCCUCGCUAAAUUUCCAUGUUAUUGUCGACAUAAACCUUAAACAAGUCAAUUACUGUUUUUUUUUUUCUGCUUUUUUUUUUCUGCUAUUGAUUUCUACGAUAAUUAUUAUUACACCUUCAUAGUUCAAUUGUUUUUUGUAAGGUUAGAGUUGAAAAUUUAAGAAGGUUUGAAUUUUCAGUUCACCAAACAUUCUUUGUGUUUUGAAUGACUGUUGGUUAGUUAGUUGUACACUUUUGUUAUUCUUUAGUGAAAAACUGUGGAUCAGUAAAUUCCUGUUGAAGGGAAUUGCUACUGUUGAGAAUCAGAUUCCAAUUUCAACAAACUUGUGUUUUUGUUUAUUCAGCUUUCAGCUACAUGUUUUCCAAAUGAUUCUGUUGUUGAGAAUUGAGAAUACUGAUUUCUGUUAUGGGUUGUAAUGGGGUUGAGCAUUUGUGCAAACAAGUGUUAGAAGAGAAAAAGGGUUUCAGAGAAAUGAAUGAUGAUGAGUUGGUUACUGUGAGAGGGGAAGUUAUGUCUCAACAAGUUGAUGAUGAUUCUGUUUCUUCUAAGAUGGCAGAGGAUUUGAAGACAAAUUUAAGAUACCAAUCUACUUCUUUGCCACGCUUAGGUUUGGAACAUUGCAUCACAGCACCUAGUGGAACUGAGAGAAAUUCACUAAUAGCUGAAGAUGAGAUUAUGAUUUCUAGGUCAAUGACAGAAAAGAGAGCGCUUCGAAGGCAUGACCUAAUAUUGGACAGACUGUCGGAGCAUGAGAAGGAAAAACUGAUUGCUAACCUAGUGAAGAUACAAAAAGAUGGGACUGUUGAAGUUGAUUUAGAAAGGAGUGCUAGUGUUGCUUCAGAGUUGUUAGAGUUUCAAUCUUAUGAAGAAUCGACAAUGAGCGGAAGUUUUAUUAGUUCUGAUUUAAAAAAAUCAGUUCCGCGGUUACAAAUUGUCAUACUUGUGGUUGGAACUAGAGGAGAUGUACAACCUUUUGUGGCCAUUGCAAAGAGACUUCAGGAGUAUGGUCAUCGUGUUAGGCUAGCAACUCAUGCUAAUUUCAAGACAUUUGUAAGAUCCGCUGGUGUAAAUUUCCACCCUCUCGGUGGUGAUCCUCGGGUAUUGGCCGGAUAUAUGGCAAGGAAUAAAGGUUUGAUCCCUUCUGGUACGACUGAAAUAUCUAUCCAAAGAAAGCAGCUGAAGGCCAUAAUUGAUUCGCUUCUUCCAGCUUGCACAGCACCUGAUUCAGAAACUGGCAUUCCCUUCACAGCUCAGGCUAUUAUUGCCAACCCUCCCGCAUAUGGGCAUGUACAUGUUGCUGAAGCCCUUGGGGUGCCUAUUCACAUCUUCUUCACAAUGCCAUGGACUCCAACCUAUGCGUUUCCCCACCCUUUGGCACGUGUUCCUCGAGGCGCUGGUUAUUGGCUGUCUUAUAUAGUUGUGGAUCUACUGAUAUGGUGGGGAAUGCGAGGAAUUAUCAAUGACUUCAGGAAAAGAACGUUGAAGCUUCCUCCUAUUGCAUACUUCAGCAUGUAUCGAGGAUCAAUAUCUCAUUUACCAACUGCCUAUAUGUGGAGUCCUCAUCUUGUUCCGAAACCAAAUGACUGGGGCUCUUUAGUUGAUGUUGUUGGUUACUGUUUCUUGAACCUUGGGUCAAAGUAUCAACCACGGGAAGAUUUUGUCCAAUGGAUUAAAAAAGGACCACCUCCUUUAUAUUUUGGAUUUGGGAGCAUGCCUCUUGAAGAUCCUAAACUAACAACAGAUGUUAUAUUGGAGGCACUAAAAGAGACAGAACAACGGGGAAUUAUUGACCGAGGUUGGGGUAAUCUAGGAAAUUUGGCCGAAAUUUCUGACGACGUUUUCCUUCUCGAGGAAUGCCCUCAUGAUUGGCUGUUUCCUCAAUGCUCUGCUGUGGUGCAUCACGGUGGAGCCGGAACCACCGCUACAGGAUUAAAAGCCGGGUGUCCAACAACCAUAGUUCCAUUCUUUGGAGAUCAAUUCUUUUGGGGCGAUAGAAUACAUCAGAAAGAGUUGGGACCAGAACCAAUUCCAAUAUAUGAACUCAAUGUUGAGAAUUUAUCAAAUGCUAUAAAAUUCAUGCUCCAGCCAGAGGUGAAAUCUCGGGCGAUGGAAGUUGCUAAGUUGAUAGAGAAUGAAGACGGCGUUGCUGCUGCAGUUGACGCGUUUCAUCGCCAGCUGCCCGAUGAGCUACCACUGCCAGCUCCUUCUCCUGUUGAGGAGGACAAGUUAAGUCAUAUUGAGUGGCUUUUUGACCAACUUGCAAAGUGGUAUUGUGUUCCUUGUGGUGUUGUGUAGAUUUUUUAAUUAAUAUAUAUAUUUUUUUACUUCUUUAUUCCAUUAUUAUGUAAUUAGGUUUUGAUAGGAGCUUUCUGUUUUGUCAGAAUGGUAGCAUAGUGUUUUGGUUUGGUAUUUCAUUCAUUCUGUCAAGUCUCUUUUACAAGGUCUUGACUAACAAUAAAUUUUCAUGUAUAUUAGAUAUGCGAUUUUCAAUUAAUAACAAUUUAAGUUUUUUGAUGUUA
Vicia villosa (hairy vetch) is the source of this 2561-nucleotide messenger RNA. Its product is annotated as sterol 3-beta-glucosyltransferase UGT80B1. The transcript is spliced from 14 exons. Gene Ontology annotation, molecular function: UDP-glycosyltransferase activity; hexosyltransferase activity. NCBI's taxonomy places the organism in Eukaryota, Viridiplantae, Streptophyta, Magnoliopsida, Fabales, Fabaceae. Bases 448 to 2337 code for a protein of 629 amino acids. Gene Ontology annotation, biological process: carbohydrate metabolic process. The record is from RefSeq and is a predicted model, not a curated record.